Messenger RNA from Hibiscus syriacus, 369 nucleotides. RefSeq lists its product as uncharacterized. The record is from RefSeq and is a predicted model, not a curated record. The transcript has a single exon. NCBI's taxonomy places the organism in Eukaryota, Viridiplantae, Streptophyta, Magnoliopsida, Malvales, Malvaceae. The coding region runs from base 1 to 369 and encodes 122 amino acids.
AUGGGGAAACUUAGAGAUCCAGGUUGUGAUAAAACCCAAAAACCCACCAAACCCAAGAAAAAUCCCAUCAAAAUAAGAUAUAUUUCGAGUCCAGUGAUGGUUAAAGCAUGCAAUGAAGCAGAGUUUCGGGCAGUCGUUCAACAACUCACUGGCCAGAACUCUGAUAUCAGAGAGCAUCGCUCAAUUACCGAGGAAGCAAAUCAAGUUCGUGAUAUUCCCAAUUUUCAAGCCGAUUCGCUUGCAAAGAUCGAUGAUACGAAUACAUUUCCGUAUGAUAUGUCUUCACUGGAACUGUUCGAUGAAAGCUUUGUUUGGAGAGGUGUUGCAGAGAAUUUGGUUGGAUUUCAAUCUCCUUCCAUUUUUGUAUGA